AUGAUUACCCCUCUACAGACCAAGACACAAAAGAAACUCAACAAGAUUGUAGAGGAGAUUACAAACUGCAAUUUUCUGAUUGAUUCGAUUCUGGAUUUGGGAUCCAAGAAGGAUCAAGCUGAACUCCGCAAGACAAAGAAAUCCCUUCGCAACCAACGUGUCAAACUCUGGGAUGAAAUGAAGGCUCAUCCCUCAUUGGAGGAGGAACAUACGGAUCUGGUAACAGAACUCAAGGACCUUCGCCGUCGUUAUGGAAUCCUAGAUGAUCAUGACAUCUGA
This is a messenger RNA of Seminavis robusta, 279 nucleotides long. Lineage: Eukaryota; Bacillariophyta; Bacillariophyceae; Naviculales; Naviculaceae. The record is from the annotation of a GenBank genome assembly.